ACUUAGUUGGCCUCUCAUUAAAUUAGUAGCUCAGGAUGAGUAUUAUUCCCCCUUCGUACAAGGCAAUAUGAAACAGGAAGAAGGUUAACGCCCUGCCGUCCUAGCGGUGUUUUGAUGCAAUAUUGUUGUUGUUUACGCUAUGUUGACAAGGAUUUGGAAUUCUUUUUUCCAGACGACAGCCGGCAAAAAGGAAUAUGCUGCCCAGUUUUGAUCAUGAUACUGUGCUCUCUGGAGGUCAUUGUCAAGGCAGCCAUCAGCUGCGGAACUCAAAUUCUGCUGUUCUUAAAAUAUAGAUUUCAGGAAAUGUCUAGUUUAUUGUGGGGACAGAAAGCAACAACACACGAUAAUGACGGCAAGCAGCUCGAAUUUGGUUGUUCCACUGCGACUAUCGUCGUAUCACAGGCAGCCACCGACUUCUCCUGCUCUCAUUCUGGGGAACCUAGUACUCACCCUUGCAAGACAUAUCUAUCUUACCAUGUCCAGUCACCAAACUUUCUAAACCUUGGUAGUAUUUCUGAUCUCUUUGGUGUCAGCCGCCUGUCAAUAGCAACUGCCAGCAACUUGCCCUUCGAGGAUUCAACAUUAGUUCCGGACCAGCUCCUGCUUAUCCCUGUAGAGUGUGGAUGCACAGGUAACAAUUCCUUCGCCAAUCUCACUUACCAAAUCAAAGGAGGCGACAAUUUCUACUCGGUCUCCGUCACGCCACUGGAGAAUCUCACCAACUGGCAACUCGUUGAAGCAUUAAACCCUGGUGUGACUCCGACCCUUCUCCAUCCUGGUGACCUAGUCACAUUCCCUCUACUCUGUCAGUGCCCUUCCAGGAUGCAGAUCGACAACGGAAUCGAGUUUCUCAUCACUUAUGUCUUGCGGAUAGAUGAUACUCUCCAGUCUGUUGCUGAGAAGCUCGAUUCAUCAGUCAACGAGAUUCUGCUGGCAAACAAGUACAUGAACUUCAGUGAAGCAAUCAACCAUCCAGUUCUGGUCCCAGUCACUAGCUUACCUGUUCUCAAGUCGAUGAAUCCAUCUUCACCGAAAACAAGGGAAUCAAAGCUACAUUGGAUCAUAGUUAUAGUUGCAACCACUAUUUCCACUCUUCUGAUCCUCUAUCUAGGGUUUGUCUUUGGUUGUCGACGCAGCAGCAACAAGAGGUUCCUCCUGGUGCGCAAGAACUCGAAUCUAGAAACUGAUGAGCUGAUGAUGCGACAAGCCAAGAAACUUAAGCAGAAGAAGGUUGAUUACCUUCCAGGAGUUUCAGGGUAUCUAAACAAGCAAACCAUUUACGACGUUAAUACGAUCUUGGAAGUUACAAUGGAUCUUCAUGACUAUUACAAGAUUGGAGGUUCAGUUUAUAGAGCCACCAUUGAUGGCCAGGUGUUAGCUGUGAAGAAGUUUGAAGGGGAAGCAACUGUAGAGCUGCAGAUUCUGCAGAAAGUCAACCAUGCUAAUCUGGUGAAGCUGAUGGGGGUUUCAUGCGAUCAAGAAGGAAACUUCUUGUUGGUCUAUGAAUAUGCAGAGAAUGGUUCGCUGGACAAGUGGCUGUUCAGAAAAUCUGCACCACCCUCAUCGUCAUCAUCUUCAGGAUCUAUAUCGUUCCUUAGUUGGAGCAGAAGGGUGCAGAUAGCAUUAGACGUGGCGAAUGGCUUGCAUUACUUGCACGAACAUGUUCAACCGAGCAUCGCGCAUCGUGAUAUCAGGAGCAGCAACAUAUUGCUGGACUCAAAAUUCAGGGCAAAGGUGACGAAUUUCUCUUUGGCGAGAUUUGCAGAAGAGUCCAUAGCACCGAAAGUCGAUGUCUUUGCAUUCGGGGUGGUUUUGCUGGAGCUGCUUUCAGGGAAGAAGGCGAUGGUAACGAAAGAGAGCGGCGAGAUUGUGUUGUUGUCUAAAGAAAUCAAGACUGUGUUGGAAGUUGCUGAGAAAAGGGAGGACAGUUUGAAGAACUGGAUGGAUCCUAACUUGGAGAACAUGUAUCCCAUCGAUGGUGCUCUGAGCCUGGCGAUUUUGGCAAGGGCCUGCACUUUUGAGAAAUCUUCUGCUAGGCCAAGCAUGGGAGAGGUCGUGUUUAACCUCACAGUGCUGACACAGUCGCCUCUAGAUGAUUCUCUGGAAGAGGUGUGGCCUACUAAGCUCGAUGCAGAAGAACUUUUGCAGAUCAUCAGUCCAGUUACUGCUCGUUAACCGCUGUAUAUAAGUUCUGCUGGAUAUGAUUUCCCUUGAAAAAAACGUACUGCAAUGUUAAUUUUUACAGUGUGCCUCUCUUGGGCUUUGAAAUUACAAAUGUUCUUGCUUCUUUCAAAAUUGUGAAGUGAAAAUAUAAGAAAAGCUCUGUUCCUGAUUGAAUCUAAGAAAUGAUGGACCAGGUUUCUUAAACUGAAAACUAUGAACUACUAAGUUACAUGAAUUCAGAUCUAUACACAUCAAAUUGUAUGAUUGUAUCAUAGAAAGAAAAGAGACAUCUCUCCCAUCUAGGUCUAUCUUCAAGUUCUUUAGCCAAUUCAGGCUAGAAUCAACUUCGUCAUUCUCAGCAUAAUUUCCAUCUGCUGUUUGGAUGCAGACGAGGAUCUGCAGACUAACAAAGGUGCGAUUCUGAAACUUCUCCACCUAAGAUCGUAGCAAUUGCCUCCAAAAUCAGCAUUUCCCCCUCCUCAGAAAAACCAUUUCUUUUCUAGUGAUUAGUUCAAGUAAACCGGCACCAAAUGCAUACACGUCGAUCUAAGGAAUUACCAAACCAUACCCUACUUACUCGGGUGCCAGGUAACCUUUUGUACCUUAGCAACCCUAAUUGAAGAACUUACUUACAAUGCUACCUCAGCUGACCUUGCAAGACUGAAGUUAGCAAUCUUAGCCCUCAAAUCAGCAUCCAACAGAAUAUUACUGCUGCUGGUAUCUUUAUGGACACACGGUGUUUCAGUGAAGUUUGUCAUAUACCAGUUGGUCCCAAUAACUCGAGUUGUUGGGAAAAGGUUAUGAUGAAUCUUAUACCACACUCUAACACGUCCCCUCAAACGAAAGCCAACUCACGGGCUUGAAGUUUGCACAGACCCACCAUACCCUGUGCUUUAAUAAACUGUUAAUAUUGGGGGUCGUGGAGAUUCGAACACAUGACAUUUCGGUUCUAGGCUCUGAUACCAUGUCAUAUACCAGUUGGUCCCAAUAAGCUAAGUCCAUUAGCAAUAUCCAAAGCAAUCUGAAGCCUAGGACUCCAACUCUGAGCUUCAUCUACUAAACUACUGCCACUUUUGUGAAGCCAAUCCUUCAAGGAGUCGUUCUCCAUGUAUAUGUAAAGAAGGCAGUAUUCAUCCUGGUGUUAGUAUGCAGCAGCAAGACUUAUGAGAUAGAAAUGGUUGAUUUUUCGCAGCAGAUUCACUUCGCUUGAAACGUUUCUACUCGUCUUCUUGAUAGUACUUCUGGCCCACUGAUCAUGCCCUCAUAGACUCGUUUGUUCGACCGAGAACUGAAAUCACCAGUCGCCUACUUUAGCUCCUCAAAUUCGUGGAUUCUAAGCCCUUGGUCAAUAGUGGAGUUGCCAUUAAAGAAAUCUUCAGGCAACACCAGCUUCUUCUUUCUUAACAGCGAGAUGAUUACCCAUGCUAGGAUCAAAGACGGGACUGUAGAGGAAACUCCGAGUACAAUCGAACCAGUAUUUCGUUCUCUCGAUUUCCUUAAGUUCCUACCCUUGAAUAGCUGAACUGGAACAACUAAAGGAGCAUCAGAAGGUGGUAGACAGUGGAUUAUGGUCCGUGAGCUAUUAGGCUCAGACUGCAAGUGGAAUGAGAAGUGUUAUGAAACCCAAAAGGAUAAAUGGUCGGAUCAUUG
Linum trigynum is the source of this 3813-nucleotide messenger RNA. The record is from the annotation of a GenBank genome assembly. NCBI's taxonomy places the organism in Eukaryota, Viridiplantae, Streptophyta, Magnoliopsida, Malpighiales, Linaceae.